Plasmodium cynomolgi strain B is the source of this 6234-nucleotide messenger RNA. RefSeq names its product E1-E2 ATPase/hydrolase. Gene Ontology annotation, cellular component: membrane. Bases 1 to 6234 code for a protein of 2077 amino acids. Gene Ontology annotation, biological process: copper ion homeostasis. Gene Ontology annotation, molecular function: P-type divalent copper transporter activity; copper ion binding; ATP hydrolysis activity. The transcript has 2 exons. The record is from RefSeq and is a predicted model, not a curated record. Lineage: Eukaryota; Apicomplexa; Aconoidasida; Haemosporida; Plasmodiidae.
AUGGCAAAAAGCUCUUUGCGUCUUAGUAACAUAAACAGUAGUGUGAAAAGCAAGAUAACUUUUUUGAAGAUAGAAGAGUUAGAUGGGGUGGAAGAGGUGACUUUCGAUGAGAACUCUGCGUCCAUAUUGUUCAAUGAUAGUAUAAUUGAUGCGAACAGAUUAGUAGCAAUUAUAAACAGCAGCAAAGAUAUGGAUGGAGAAUUCCAAGAGGAAGAUAAAAUAGAAAAGGACAGCGUAGUGAACGAAUUCGUUCACCGUGAAAAUGUCGAAGAUGUAAACAUGUUUACCUUUUAUCCGAAGGGAAAGCACACAAAAGGUAAGCAUCACAAUAGUUAUGCUAAAAAUAUCAUUUGGGGAAAAAAUAUGGAUGAAGGGGUUAACUCGAGAGGGCUGCUAGAUGGGGAUGGAUAUGUGACUUUAGCAAAUGCACAUGGCGUUGGUGAGGACGUGGACGGUGGCGACAAUGAUAAAAACCAGGGGAAUGGAAAAAUAAGUGGACAUUUUGGCAGUGGGUAUGAGGGGAGUUACUGCGAAGAGGGGUAUCAAGAAAUUUAUAGGAAGGGCGUGGAUGACGGGGUAGGUGACGGAGUGGGUGGUGAUGCGGGUGAUGCGGGUGAUGCGCAUGAGAUGCAGACCGACGAGUGUCCUGGUGAACGCCGCACUAACGUUAGGGAUAACACCUUGAACGAUACCUAUAACAGAAGAGGAGGCACAAAUGCGCGCGAAGAGGAACGCGCGGCCAACAAGGCCGAAGUGAAAGACGAGCACGGAAGGGAUGAAGACCCCCCCCAUAGCGAAAACUUCGGCGCCCUCCAGUCAGUUAACCAAACCAAAAGGAGGAAGCAGCAUGUUAAAAAGCAGGGGAUCGAGCAAUCGAACCUCCAGUCGAACCGUCAAUGCGUCAGGAAGGACGGAUGUAAGCGGGGUGAGACAUCCGAGGACAAGGAGGCACAGUUACGUAAGGGAGAUUCACUCCAAAGUGGAAGAAGCCGGAGAGGAAAUAUCUUCCAAGAUUAUGAAACCUACAGAGGGAAAAAAGAAAAUAUAUACAUUUGCGAAUUGAGAAUUUACAACAUGACGUGUGACAACUGUGGCAAUAAAAUUAUCAGUUUUUUAAAAGACAAAAAUUUAAUCGUAGAUGGGAAUAGUUUCGCAACAGAUAGUAAAGUGAAGUUAAAAUUGAACGUGUCUGAGGGGGAUUCCUAUCAGUCGAGUAGCGGUUGUAACUACCAAGGUAGCGACAACAAUAGUGUAAAAAAUUUUGUGAACAAAAUAAUGAAUGAAAUAAAGGAAAGCGGAUUUAAUAAUGACCUGAUAGACUUGUACAAGGAUGAAGAUAACCAUAAUAAGGGGAUCCUCUUUGACAUUACUCUGUAUGUAUUCAGGGAGGACGUGAUAAAGGCCUAUGGCUUGUUGAAAAAUAUGAAGGGAAUUAAAAAUGUAGAAUAUGAUGUGAGGCAUGAGUAUGUCUACAUUUUGUAUAACCCAGAUGUGGUCGGGAUUAGGUUCAUUUUGGAAAGUUUAAAAAAGAAGAAAAAUAUCGAUGCUUACUAUGAUGAAGAUAAAGAAAAAUUUUUUAGAAGCACAAGAAAUAACGAAAUGAAUAAUUCUCGUAAAUUAAUUGAACUUUUGUGUUGCUUUUUUUUGAGCAUUUUCAUUAUAGUCCUUAAUAAUUACCAAAUGAAUAUGGGUUCAAUGAAUGGCUUUUAUUCCUAUGGCACUUACAAGAAUUACGUGAAUAUGUUUAAUUUUUUGCAUUUCAGAAAUGCGAAAGGUGAUUUUUUGGGGAAAAAAUUUGCACAUGAAUCGUCUUUUCAGUCGAAUGGAGGGGAGAACAAUUCUUUUUUCGGUCUUUUUUUCACCGAACGGUAUUUUCCACAUGGGGAAGAGGGACAGGGGAUGACCACGACGGAUGGAAAUGCAUCUCCACGGGUUUUCACUUCAGAUUUGGGGGGCAAUUCGAUAAGGGGGGAGUUCCAAGAGGUUGCACCAAGUGAUGGGAAGAAGAAACGCAGCCCGGAUGAAGCUCACUCGAAUGAAGUUGACUCGGAUGAAGCUGACUCUGAUGAAGCCGACUCUGAUGAAGCUGACUCUGAUGAGAAGGAAGGCAAGGAGGAAGACGACUCGUCCAUCUUGUACCCGGAAGCCAUAGAUGCCAGGAUGGCUCAGGGUAAGGAAGUUGGUAAGGAGGUGGACCAUUUGGAGGAAGAAUCCUCAGAAGCGGAACAUGAAGAAGGACUCCACGCUAUAGCUGAAAAAUCUGGAGAGACAAACACAAAGGCGAAACAAACGAAAGAACGCGGGCAGGAUAGAUUAUUCCCGUCUGACAAACUACAAUCAAAAACGUAUGAGGAAAAUAGUGUGAAUGGUGAUGAAGGAGCGGAGGAUGCCGUGGGGAAGAAGGUGCACAGUUCGAAGAAGAUUGUUCCGAACUCUAACUUUUUUAAGAAGGCUUCUUCAAAUGGUAAGGAUAUUAAGAAGGGGAGUAUGACCGAGAUUGGUGAGGUGGAUUUUUUGUUUGACUUUCGACGGGAGGACAAGCAGAAAAAAGGAGUAAAGGGGGAGAAACGUGCGGGAACGUCUAACGAGGUAGCAGCGUCCGCUGAAGGAGUCGUGCUCAGGAAGUACCCUCAGCCCAGGGGAGACUCCCUGGCACACUUUCACGCCCGCUUCAGCAGAGGUGCAAGCGCGAAGGGGAAGACUGUGAAUUCGGGAAAAGAAGUGAAAAGGGGAUCUUCCCAAGAGGUGAACCCUAAAGGAGAGGAAGAAGAACAAGGUUGUAAAAUGGCGAAAGGGAAGAACCCGGAGGGGGAACCAAAAGGGAGUACCAAGGAGGAAGAAUUAUUGAAAAAGGAGUCCCUUUUUUAUGAGAACAAUUUACCCAGUUGUAUGACCAAUACGUGGUUAAGCAUAUACCUGGACAGUAAAAUAUUUGGAAACUUAUCGCUCAGGUUAUUCUUUAUUUUUUUGCUAAGCUCCAUUGUUUACAUUUAUUUCGGAUUUCAUUUUGUUUUAAAUGGAUACAAAAAUUUAAAGAAUGGAAUAAUUAACAUGAACGUUUUAAUAUCAAUCAGUUCCUCGUUUUCUUACUUUUACUCUCUGCUCCUUUUGCUCUUCUGUUUGUUUUUUUCUGUUGACUUGGAUGGAAUUCCACUCUACUUCGACUCGUCCGCUUUGCUAAUAUGUAUAAUGAAACUGGGGUUCGAAAUUGAAAACUUUUUAGUCAGUUUUACGAAAAAGAAAAUAGAAGAUUUAUACGAGAGAAGCACCAAGCAUGUGUACAUACUGGAGAAAAGGAAUGACAAAACGGAAGAUCCCCAGUUAAAGAAGCAGCUAAGUAAUUGUACAAUUACCAGUUCGCAAAAUGGGAAAGACAAUGGGGCCCCCCUUAGUCAUAGCAACUCGAGUGAGAAUGUAAAUGUGUCCCCCAGUAGAAAUGGAGAUAUGUCUCCUGUUGGAAGUAGUGCUCUGUCUGACUUUUGCAAAAAUAGCUCUCAGUUUUCUAGCAGAGAGUUUAAGGUAGAGGAAGGAAGGCAUGGAGGAGCAGGAGAUGAUGCCCCCAACAACAGACCGACCCUCUUUCCAAAUGAACGCAAAGGAAUAGAUAUAAACAAAAUAUUUUGUGAAGACAAAAAGAUUAAUAUAAACGAUUUUACGAUAAAUAGUUACCCAGUCCAAUUUAUUCAAAAGCACGACAUUUUGGUGUUUUACGAAGGGGCGACGUUACUAAUUGAUGGGAUCAAAAUGAAUGAUGACAUCUCCUAUGUAGACGAAAGUAUGAUAAGUGGGGAGAAAAAACCCAUUACCAAAUUUAAAGGAGACAAAAUAUAUGCAGGGUCUAAAUGUGUACAGGGGAUCAUAAUUCUUUUUAUUGAUGACAUUUCGAAGGGGAACUAUAUUGAAUAUAUUAAAAAAACAUUAGACGAAGUGAACUGCAAAAAAACGAAUUUACAAUUAUAUGCAGAUAAAAUAGCCAGUAUAUUCAUCCCAUUCAUUAUAGGGUUAUGCAUUGUCGUAUUUUUCAUUUGGUUUUUCCUAACCUAUUUUGAUUAUGUAAAUAUAAGGAAGGAUAAUUAUUUUAAGCUAAACAGAUUUUUAUCGUGUGUAUUUUUCUCCAUACAUUUCUCCUUAUCAAUUUUAUGUGUGGCGUGUCCCUGUGCCGUUGGGUUAGCGAGUCCUCUGUCCAUUGCCAUAAGCUCGUACAUAUGUAGCAGCAUUGGAAUUAUAUUAAAAAAUAUAAACAUCUUCGAAAUAUUCCUCGAAUGUAAUCAUUUCAUUUUUGAUAAGACGGGCACGUUAACAGUUGGGAAACCGGUGGUCAAUAAAAUAUACGUGUCUUCCAAUUUAGAGCUCUUCACAGACCAGUUGUUGAAAAGUACGUCUAAGAACAAUCUUUCUGUGAAAUUUGGGGAAGACGAUAUGGGCAGUGCGUUGGACUACCUCUCUAGCGAUGAUCACCAUUUUAGCAAUUUUCAUUUACACACGAGUGAAGAGAAAAAUAAAAGAACACAGAAAAGUGCACCCUCUCCGGGUGACAUUAAUGGAGUGAGUGUGUACAGUCGUUUAGGUGAUACUUCCGAUGGAGGGGAACAUUUUGGAAACUUGGACAAGAGGGGAAAAAAUAAGGGAAGCCUUUCGCACGGUUCCGCUGCCUAUGUGGGGGAUAUGCCGAGGAAGAACGAACAGAGAGACCGAGUGAGUAGAAAGGGGGACAGCUGGCGGCCAAACGAAAGCACCCUCACCGAAGAGCACAAAAAUAACUGUCGCGAAAAUGACACAAACGAUGGUGGUAAUAAUAAGACCUUAAAUUUUAUAGAAAGCAUCCACUGCUCAGGAAAAAAUGUCACCUUCUAUUCCUUCACGACGCAAAGGGACUAUUACAAAAUUGAGAUAAAAAAAUCGGUAAUGAGAAGAGAAGAAAGAAACAGUCCGAGUAACUUCAAUGACACGGAGAACAUCCCCUGCAGUGGAAAAAAAUCUAUCUUCAAUCGUAUAGUGUCAUUUAUAAAUGAUAAAAGGAGGAAAAAUAAAUAUAACCAGAUAGGAGACCAUUCCCUCAAGGAGUAUUUUAUAAACAAUCCUGAAGUGUCCAUCUCUUCACAUGACGAUUCUUAUACGAGCGAAACGAGCAGCGAAAAUAAUGACACUACCAUUACUGAUACACAGCAAGAUGAAGAACUGCCAUACGGUGCUGAGCUGAAAAAAAAUGAUGAUGACCCAUUUGAUAGUGAAAACAAUUUGAGUGAAAAAAUUACCAACUGGUUAUACCUCUUUUUAAGCUUAAGUUCAAAUUUGGAAAAGUAUAGUAAUCAUUUAUACGCUACGUCAAUAAAUACCUUUAUAAACUCGAAUUUUUGCAUUAAUGAAACAUUUGACGUGCAAAAUUUGAAGAAUGGGAAAAGUCAGGGAAUUACUGGAGUGGUAAAAGACCUAUCGGUUACCAUUGGCACUUUGUACUACUGCUAUACGAAGUAUAAAAACACACACUGUCGACAGGCAGCAGAAAGUGUUGAUGAAAAAUUGAAUAUCAAAAAUUUGGAGGCCCAUCUCUACUCCUGUGAUUGUAAUGUACACAAGACGUAUCAGUACCUGUACAAUUAUUCCAAUAGCAAAAAAAACGAAAGUAAUAAUAUUAUUUUUAUGUGUAUAGAAGGAAUAAUCGUCGGAUUUUUUACCCUCGUGGAUGACAUAAAACCGGAGGUGUUUGAUUUAAUUAGGUACCUGAAGAGAGAACGCAAAAAGGUGUACGUCUGUACUGGUGAUAAUUAUGUGAAUGCUCUUUACAUUUCCAAAAUUUUGGGCAUAUCAAAAAAGAAUGUGUCCUCGAACACGUUGCCCAUGGAGAAGGUCCACUUUGUGAAGAAGAUACAGUCACUCGAUAGUGGAAAAGUGUGCAUGAUCGGAGACGGAAUAAACGACUGCUUUGCCCUGAAGAGCGCGGACCUGGGGCUGUCCCUGAGCACGAGAUCGAACGUGGUGAUGGACAGCGCCGACGCUUGCAUCGUCGACAACGAUAUAAGCGUCAUAAUGAAGUUGUUUGAAAUAAGCAGAAAAACCUUGAUGGUGAUCAAAUUCAACUUUUUGUUUUCCUUCCUAAUCAACGUCUUUUUUAUUCUCUUGGCAAGCGGGUCGUUCUACGCCCUCAACUACGUCUUUUCGCCGUUUCUGUUCACCUUCCUGAUGUUUUGCAGCUCUAUCAUUGUGAUCCUCUCCUCCUUGUCUUUGAAAUUGUAG